Molecule: messenger RNA, 2264 nt
Organism: Rhipicephalus sanguineus (brown dog tick)
Lineage: Eukaryota; Metazoa; Arthropoda; Arachnida; Ixodida; Ixodidae
Exons: 2
Coding region: 20-2059 (679 amino acids)
Source: RefSeq, a predicted model, not a curated record
UCUUGUCUGGUGUGCAGGGAUGAACUUGGACAUGAACAGUGUGACAUCACAAGACCUGUCUUCCACUUGGGCCGCGGCACUUCCCGGGUUUCUGCAUCGUCGAGGUGCUGUAGCCGGGCCUAGUGCAAUUCCACCAGUUCGGCGUUACUCAUCAACAUCCGAUGUUAGCCGGCAGCUUUCGUUGAGUGUGCGGCGCCAGUCUCUCGACUCCCAGAUGAGCUACCAGGUGGCAGCAGAGCAGCAGUGGCUUGCAGCACAACGCGCGAUCGCCCGCCACCAACGUCGAAAGACUCGACGUGAGCGUGAGCGACUCUUGCACAUGGCAGCUCUUCACCGACCCUCACCUUUCCCUCACACGGCACCCAUCAGGCGCGGCAGUGACUCGUCCAUGCAAAGCUUGGCAGCCUCAUCGCUUCAACGUGGCCUGCACAGUACGCUAACUGUUCCCAAACCGGCAUCAGUGGCUCGGGCGACGAGCACGGGAGACUUAAACCCUGGCAGUGUGCUCACCCAAAACCACUUGUCUCUGCAGAGGCCAUCUGUUGUGGGACAAAGGCGCAAUGAAUUGCUCAUCAACCCACCAUUCACCCAUGGCAUGUCUGAAUCAGGUUCCACACGCAUGUCUAUGCGACGUAGUGGUACUGCAACAUACAACGCUGCGGACAACAUUAGUCCAUCAAUUGUGGCAGCAAAUGGGGCUUCUGCCACAGCUCCAAUUGGCCCGCCCAAACCAGCAGCUCCUCAGAUGCUUCUUCCAGGCUACCCCGCUCUGGCUUCAGCCAACCCUUACACUGCCUACCUGAGCUACCUGAAUGGCCUCCGGCUGCCAGGACACCCUCCACCUGAAGCCACCAUACCUCCUUUUGGAUAUCCUGCGCCAUUUGGCUACCCGGGCUUUCCUUUCUACCCUCCUGGCCUGUACCCGUACGGCCAGGGCUUUGCAUCGUACCCUGAACUGGACCCGGCGCAUACACCACUCAUUCCACUGCAUCCAAUGCCAGACAGUUCAAGUGAGACAGGCUUCAUACCAAUCAUAACAUCAGAUUCAGACUUCACAGAUGCAGGCAUACGUAGUCCCCACAUGCUGUCAGCUCAGCGCAUGGUAGAAGAGCGUGAGAGGGCACUUGCGGCAGCAAUGGUUUCACCACCACGACCUCAGACACACCAGGAGACGCAGACUGAACAGAACAAAGAGACCCUCCUGACACCGACUCCCUUGAGGAAGGCACAGAGUGACAGGUCAGCUGCCGUGCCAGAGACAAUAGAGAUGCGAGAGAUCAAGUCCGGCCAGUCAAGGUGGUCCAAUGCAUCGGCACUGUCUAGGGCAAGGGUAUCGAAAUCACCUCCUGGACCAAGGCUCUCAUCACAGGCAUCAAAGAGUAACACACCAUUGCACAGAUUCAGUUCUGUAUCUCCACCUGUGACUCAAUCACCUGCUGCAUUGUCACCUCUGGCCCAGCAGCAUGGCGACAGCGUGUCACUGAGAUGUCGCGACGACUGCCAAGCCAUCUGUGACCCUUGCAGUAGCAACAACAAUACUCAGACAUCAUGGCCUCCUUGCAACCAGCAGGUGCAUCAAGGUCUGCAGCAUUGUUCGUGCCCAUUGUAUGGCCCUGAGCUGCCAUUACCACACGCAUCGUCGUACCUGCACAGAUCCAACAGUGGAUACCAGCAAGGAACACUAUGCAUGGACCAGUAUUUUCCGGGAAUAGCAUCUGGAAGCACUGAGCCCAACACUUUAGACUCAACCACGUCCGGCCAUACGAAUUCAGAUGGUCCACACAGCUGUCACACAUACCUCUUUGCUCCAGUGGAAAACAGUUGCGCAGACGGCGAGCUGCAGAGUUUUGCUGGAAAUAACUGUACGGCACAGUGUCCCGAGCAGUGUCAUGCAGCCGUUCCUCAGCCACAGGAGCAGUUCACCAGUGGCCACCUGGCAGCACCAUCACCUUCUCAGCAUCCUGCCUUCAAUGGAUGUUGCGAGACGCCGUCACACCAACAGAACCUCAGCAGUGGGUGCCCACAAGGUCUCACAGAGCCAGGGUUUGUGUCUAGGUGACUUUUAACUAGUGCUUGUCUUUCUUUUGUUGCAUCUUCACAGAUUUAUCAUCUCAUUCCUCCAUGCUCAAGAAGGAAAAUAGUCGUCAGUGCUGUGUGGCUUCAAGAACAGUGGCUGCCAUGUGGUACCAGGCAUGCGUUAAUUGUUGUAUAGUUUUUAGCUUUACUGUGACUCUUUACAUGCAGUGUUAGGCACAAUAAAACAU